AGAGAUGUGACGUCAUAAAGCUGCGCGCGCUAGCGCGUCUGUGAGUUGGCUGAAGAAAGGACAGUAUUCAAAGACACAGAAAAACUCCAGCUGAAGAGACUGAGACACACACUGUUAUAAAAAUGGAGUUUAUUAAAGAGGAGAGAGAAGACAUGAAGAUUGAAGAAAGAUUCAGAGUCAAACAUGAAGACACAGAGACACACACUGUUAUAAAGUUGGAGUUUAUUAAAGAAGACGUGAAGAUUGAAGACACAUUCAGAGUCAAACAUGAAGACACAGAGACACACACUUUUAUAAAGAUGGAGUUUAUUAAAGAGGAGAGUGAAGACGUGAAGAUUGAAGACACAUUCAGAGUCAAACAUGAAGAUACUGAGGAACAAACAGACAGUUACAGUGAGGCAAGAUUAAAACUACCUGAAGCUGCCGAACACACAGACCUUGCAACAGAUAGGGAGGAUUCCCCAAUUAAACCCAAACGAAGAAGAAUGCCAAAGAACCUACUUUUUCCUGGAGAAGAUGAGGAUGAAGAAAUUAGUGUUGAUCAGUCAAAAGAUAAUGCAAAGAAAAGAAAAGAAGAACUGCCUAGAGCUCCGAAGAUCUUUCACUCAUUUUCUUCUGACUCCCAAAGGAUGCAGAAGACUGGAUCUACUCUGAAGUCUGUGUUGGCCAAAUCUAAGCCAACAAAAUUAAGUCACUCUCCCCCUGACCCACUGCAAAGAAGCUGCAUUUCCCCUGAUCGGCGUCAGAGAGGGAUUGUUUAUCACCAGCCACAAGGACUAUUAAGACAUCAAGCUGUUCUUGAAACUUCCCUCCUGCGUAACAUUCUCACAAAUCAAGAGAUCAUGAUGGACCAAAUGAAGAUAAUCUAUAGGACAGUUCAGGGUCUAAAAUCUGUCAGUGAAGAAGACAUAGGCCUUGAAGCAAACCUACUGCCAGUAGCUGAUCUUCAGUCUCUGCAAAACUUGGAGGAGCUAUUGAGAAAAUUUCCUGACUUUCAAAAGCAAUUGCUGCUGUGAGAAAAAAUCGCCUCACACAACAUGCCACCGAUCAGGAGAUUGAAUCAACCAUUCAAAGAUGGCUUCAGCUUGCUCCUGAUCGAGAUGGAGGAAGGAGAGAGCGCUUAAGGAAAAAAGAGGCCCAAAUAGGAUCACUUUCUCCCACACACGCACAUUCUGAUGUGUAAAUUUUUUUAAUUUGCUCUAUGUUUGUUUAGAGUAAAUAAGAUUAUAAUGUUCAAAUUUCAGUACUAGAUUUAUUUUAGAUUCAUUUAGUUAGGUAGCUCAUAUAGUGUUCACACAGUUGCACAACUCUAGCUGUCCUUUCUUUUCUUUUUUUGGCUUGUGCAUUACUAAAGCUUGAACAUUUUGAAAUUAUAUGCUCUUUUACGGGUUGUAAUAAGAUGUUACACUUCGAAUGUACAAAAUAAAAUAGCAUUCACACUGUUACACAAUUCUAGGUGUAAUAUAUAUAUAUUCUUGGCUGGUAUUAUUGUUAAAAUUUAAAUUGAAUAAAAUAUAGAAUUUUUCUGUAACUU
Carassius auratus (goldfish) is the source of this 1534-nucleotide messenger RNA. RefSeq names its product gastrula zinc finger protein XlCGF49.1-like. The coding region runs from base 123 to 1016 and encodes 297 amino acids. The transcript has 8 exons. Gene Ontology annotation, molecular function: RNA polymerase II cis-regulatory region sequence-specific DNA binding; DNA-binding transcription factor activity, RNA polymerase II-specific. Lineage: Eukaryota; Metazoa; Chordata; Actinopteri; Cypriniformes; Cyprinidae. The record is from RefSeq and is a predicted model, not a curated record. Gene Ontology annotation, cellular component: nucleus. Gene Ontology annotation, biological process: regulation of transcription by RNA polymerase II.